This is a messenger RNA of Penicillium alfredii, 1020 nucleotides long. It is a transcript of the gene med6, whose product is annotated as mediator complex subunit MED6. Gene Ontology annotation, molecular function: transcription coactivator activity. The transcript is spliced from 3 exons. Lineage: Eukaryota; Fungi; Ascomycota; Eurotiomycetes; Eurotiales; Aspergillaceae. Gene Ontology annotation, biological process: regulation of transcription by RNA polymerase II. The record is from RefSeq and is a predicted model, not a curated record. The coding region runs from base 1 to 1020 and encodes 339 amino acids. Gene Ontology annotation, cellular component: mediator complex; core mediator complex.
AUGGCGGGCCAAGACGCCUCGAUGGAGGAGAUCCUCUGGCGGUCCCCGCCGCACGUCCAGAUGAUGGGCGGGUAUCUUCACUCCAAUAACAUCCUCUUUUACUUUGCCGAAUCUCCCUUCUUUGACCCUACCUCGAACAAUGCCUCACUCGCCAUUCAAGCCAGCUACAACGACGCCUUUCGGCACUUCGUCGAGACGCGCGAAGCCUUCGAGGGUCGACUGAAGACUAUGCAAGGUCUGGAGUUUGUGGUCGCAUAUGAUCCCUUACAAGCAGCGGCGCAGUCCGACACUCGCUUCGCUCAUGAACCGUCCAACGUCUGGGUGAUUCGAAAACAGAACCGACGGACACGAAGCGGGCUGGACGACGAAGUAACAGUGAUCUCGACCUACUUUGUGGUCGGUGAUUGUAUUUACAUGGCACCGUCGGUCGCCAGUGUGGUGGGAAAUCGAAUUCUCUCGGCUGUCACCUCCUUGUCACGACUCAUGAAAACUGCGUCGACAUUACCUACCUUUACUCCGGCGUACGGACAUACCUAUAUGCCACCGAUGGCGCGCGCCGCAGACUCCAGUCAGCAGGCAUCGCAGCAAAGCAAAGAGAACACACCCAUGCCGGAUGCCCCCGCGCCGGCCACCGAAACACCGGCCGGUAAAGCUGGCCUGGACGUCUCGACAACCAGCUCUAGCUACCAAGACACGCGCAGUCUGGCUGAAGCGUUCAGUCUAUUCACCCACUACGGGGAUGAGUUUAUGGACGAUAAUCCAUUGGUGGGCGAACCUGGUUCUUUUAUCUUGUCGCGGACCGGCGGCGACCAAGACCGUUCGAUUGGCGCCGCCGCCAAACCCGGGUCCAAGCUGGCGCCGAAUGCGACGGCCGGGAAUACACCUGCUGGGGCUCCCGGGCGGGCGUCCACGCCGCAGGUGCGAGUCGAGACACCCGGGAAAGUGUCAGAUAAGAGCAGCUCGCCGCCGAGCUCGGGCGAGAACAAGGGGAAGAGGAAGAAGAGCCGGGUCGCAAGCUGA